AUGCUGGACGAGAACGGCUCCUCCUACCAGGGCGCCCAUGCCGAGCAUGCCGAGUGGCUCGGCCACUGGGUCCAGACGCGGUUCGAUGAGGAGGUUUUCGAUCGGCUCCUGACCGCGCAGGGCGUGCCGUUCCCGCUGCGCCACCUCAUGAAAACGUUCGUCGGCGAGCGGGUCGUCUCUGUCGAUGAAGACGGCAAUGUUGUGGUCAUGAGCAAGAAGAUCGGCUUCGAUCUGAUCAAGAAGAUGUGGUCCAAGCUUAUCGUCGGGGGCGAGCCGAGCAAGAUGGAGGUGCUCGGCUACUGCGUCGAGGCGUCAGUGGCAUGGGAGGAGGGAGGCGCGAUGCUGGUGAUAUCCACUGUGACCUCGAGCAAAGGUGGGCUCUUCGGCAGUGCUUGGUCGGUGACGACGCGCGCAGAGCACCACCUCGUUGACGGCGAGCUCGUGUGUUCCGCCGACAGCGGCGACGGGGCGUACCGCGCCUGGUUCACCAGGCAACCUGAGCCGCAUCGCGCCUUUGGCUGA
Emiliania huxleyi CCMP1516 is the source of this 522-nucleotide messenger RNA. RefSeq lists its product as hypothetical. Lineage: Eukaryota; Haptophyta; Isochrysidales; Noelaerhabdaceae. The record is from RefSeq and is a predicted model, not a curated record. The transcript has a single exon. Bases 1 to 522 code for a protein of 173 amino acids.